AUGAUGCCUUCACGUCCCGCGGGUUCAAUUAAGGCGAUGGAUUUAUCACCAUGUACUGUUCAACCAUGUACCUUUCAACACGGCAUCAAUGCCACGGUUAAACUGGACUUUAUUACUAAUUCUACCAGUACGAGUCUGAAGACCCAAGUAUAUGGUAUCGUAGCCGGUGUACCUAUAGCUUUUCCUCUACCUAACCCUGAUGCCUGUACCGGAUGUGACGUAACAUGUCCUAUUAAACCAGGAACAGUUUAUGAUUAUGCAAACAUACUUGCUGUCCGUAAAGAAUACCCAUCACUAAGUCUGGUCGUCAAGUGGCAGCUGGUCGGUGAUAAUAAUGUCGUCAUAGCAUGUGUUCUCUUUCCUAUCACCAUCGAUGGUACAGAUACCGAACCAUUACCAACCAUUAACAAACCAUUACCAACCAUUAACAAACCAUUACCAGCCAUUAACAACAAUUCAAAAUUAUACAAACCGCCUUUUAUUUCCAACAAAUCAAACAAUCCAAGCAUCAAAUCUUCUACAAAAUCUAACAACCAUUCCUUUGUUUAAAUUUGUAUAUUUCACGCUUCUUAAUCUAAUCAUUAUCAUCUAAUUUACAUUCAGUUUGUCUUACAUAUCUUACAGACCCUUGGACCGAACCUUGUGGGACACCCCCCCUUACUCUCUAUAUUACCAUUAGAACAGCAGCGUAUAUCGAUUCAGAUACUUUCCCAUAUAACUGUCUUAACAAACCAAAGCAAUGUUAUGUUGUUGGUAUUUGUAUUUUGUGCCCUAUACUGUCCGAAAAUCUGUAUUUGCAACUUCACAUGACACAAAACAACCAUUGUUGCUCAUUUGACGACCUAUGAUACCCAACAUGACUACGAGUAUAUAUAGAUAUAUGACUGCUUGUCGUUUUGAGAAUUCAACACGCACACAACAAAAUUCUUCUAUUUAAUUAUUUUUAUUUGCAAUUUUGAUUUCACAUGAUCGACAAAUUUCUGAAGUUCUUGUUCAAUGAUUUUAAACAAAAUGGAAGCUACAUCUUA
This is a messenger RNA of Patella vulgata (common limpet), 1028 nucleotides long. RefSeq names its product NPC intracellular cholesterol transporter 2. The transcript has 4 exons. NCBI's taxonomy places the organism in Eukaryota, Metazoa, Mollusca, Gastropoda, Patellidae. Bases 1 to 549 code for a protein of 182 amino acids. Gene Ontology annotation, biological process: intracellular cholesterol transport. Gene Ontology annotation, molecular function: sterol binding. The record is from RefSeq and is a predicted model, not a curated record.